Messenger RNA from Saccostrea echinata, 2477 nucleotides. Its product is annotated as receptor-type tyrosine-protein phosphatase alpha-like. NCBI's taxonomy places the organism in Eukaryota, Metazoa, Mollusca, Bivalvia, Ostreida, Ostreidae. The record is from RefSeq and is a predicted model, not a curated record. The coding region runs from base 1 to 2313 and encodes 770 amino acids. The transcript has 20 exons. Gene Ontology annotation, molecular function: protein tyrosine phosphatase activity. Gene Ontology annotation, biological process: protein dephosphorylation.
AUGGGAAUGCAUAAGUCUGUAAAUGACGACCUGUCGUAUGGUAAGGGAUCGGAACAAAGUCCUCAUGUUCAGUGUUAUCCUGAAUCAGCAUGUUUGGCAACUAAUGCAGUCGACAGAAACAACAGGACAUGUAUGAAGACUGACAGUAUCGGUCCUUCCGCACCAGUAAAGAAAACGUGGUGGUAUGUGGAUCUGGGAGAUGUUUACAGUGUGUAUAGCAUCAGGAUAUUGUAUAAGUCAUAUGGAAAGGAACAUGGAGAAGGAACCUUUCGUCUUCAAUCUGAAAGUACGUCUGCACAGCCACUUACCAUCGGUGCCGUUUUAGGGGCAUUUGCCGUUGUUACCAUCCUUAUUGUAUUGCUUGCUUUAUUUAUGCGAUUACGACAAAGAAUACACAAGGGAACCAGCAAUGCUUCUGCACCUAUACAGAUGUCCACAAUAACAUUCCAAAAUCAAGAAGAAACAGCAUUUACAACAAGGAAAAGUAAAGAACGAAAUAAUCAUCAAUUACAUAAUGUCAAGGAGAUAGCAAAGAGAGGUCCACCUACAAAUAAAACCAUUCUCACAAGGAAUUUACAGGCCAUCACAACAAAAAUGUCUGCUGCUGAAAAUGCUGGAUUCAAACACGAAUACCAUGAAAUUCCAAGAGGUGAAUUGCUUCCCUGUGAAGAAGCUAAGAAGCCUGAAAAUAAACCUAAAAACAGAUACACGACUACAUUUCCAUAUGAUCACUCUCGAGUUGUAUUGAAAACUACAUCUCCAAAUGAAAGUGACUACAUCAAUGCUAAUUAUAUUGAGGGAAGUAUAAUUAUAAGAAUAAACGAUACACAGAGUAAUCUCAAGUAUAUUGCAACUCAAGGCCCAAAACCAAAAACAGUGGUUGACUUCUGGAGGAUGUUGUGGCAGGAUUGUGUAACCGUAAUUAUUUGUCUGACCAAUCUAAAAGAAGGGACAAAGAUUAAAUGUACUCAAUAUUGGCCGAAUUUUAACGACAAAAUGCAGCAUGGUAUUUUUAUGAUAAGAAAUCUGGAAGAAAAGGUAUACGCCAAUUACACGUCAAGACGCUUCAAAGUGUACAACAAUAUGGAAAGGAAAGACCGUGAGAUGCUGAUGUUUCACUACACAAGGUGGCCAGACCAUGGAGUUCCUGAUCCACUCAAUCUUGUUGUGUUCCAUCGUCAUGUGAUGAAAAAUGCCUCAAAAUCUGGAAAGUACACAUUGGUGCACUGCAGUGCUGGAAUUGGAAGAACCGGAACAUACAUAGCUUUAGACGCCCUCUAUCGAGAAGGGGAGAGGAAUGGCUGUGUUAAUGUACCAAUGUAUAUCAGGACCAUGAGAAAAGACAGAAUGAACAUGAUACAAGGCGAUGACCAGUACAGAGUCGUUUAUCUCGCCCUAAGUGAAUCGUUCAGUGGGAGAUCCAGACGUUUGACAGCUGAGAAACUUUCACAACUUUCACAACAAUCGCAAGAUAGAUCGUGCUACACAAAUUGUGGGGAAGUUAAAAGCACAACCUCCCUGUCAUCAGAGUUCCAGGAGUUGCAAUCUCUUCGGAUAAAAUAUGCAGAGAAAGAUUACGAAUCUGGACAUACAAACAUAUCAGCCAACUAUACAGAGAGUGUUUUGCCGGUGGAAAAGUUCAUAUGCUAUCUGUCCUAUACAAAGGGAAGGAACAACUACUACAACGCUGUUCUUCUACAGUCUUUCACUGAAAAUGACUGUCUAAUCAGCGCUCAGUAUCCACUUCCUGACUACACUGAAGACCUUUUGAGACUCAUCAGAGAUUUUGAUGCUCGUGUUGUGGUUUUUCUAGGUCUUUUGAAAGAAAUAAAAUCUUCAUCCCUUUGGGUUCCAAAAAAAUCAGAAAAUAAAACAGUGGGCAGUUUUGUACUUAAUCUAGCAACAUCAACAAAUUCGAUAAACUUUACAACCCGGAAUAUAGUUUUGCAGCCAAAGGGAGGCAGCGACAUGACACUAACUGUAAUGGAAUGCAAGACCUGGAAAGAAGGAAGGUUUCUUACCAACAAAAGAGUCUUACUUGAUGUGGUCAAAGAGGCAAAAUCAGAGAAAGAUAAGCAAGAGGGGAAAAUACUUGUUUUGUCCAGUGAUGGAGCUACACGUUGUGGAGCAUUUGCUGUUGUCUAUAACGCUCUGGAACAACUCUCGAUGGAUAAGGAAGUGGACAUCUUCACCAUCACACGACAACUUCAGAUCCGUAGACCGGAGUUUGUGUCUACUUUGGAGGAGUACCAGCUUUGUUAUGAUGUCCUUGCAGAAUACAUGCAGAAUGACAGUGUUUACGCGAAUUGUUAGACAAAGGGAAGAAACUUUUAUAACUUAGCACAUAAUAUCUUUAACAUUCGUUGUUUUCUAAAUCAUACGAUGAACCUUUGUAAUUAAUGUAAAAACUUUUGACCUACGAAAUCAAAAGAAACUUUACAUAUUCAUUAAUCUUUCGAGACUUUUUCAUUAGUGAU